GUGAUCAACUGCCUACAGACAAAGAUGAGGCAUACCCAUCUAGAGGUAUGGCCUCGCAUUACGAAACGAGCUCUAGCUGAUUCAAAAAGUGCAAUCUCCGCAGCCAUUCAUUUGGACCUUGGCUCGCGACGUGCGCCAACGCUUAGCCAGCAUCGCUAGUGACGAUGCCAGACGUAACGAAAAGUCAAUCGCAACUUAUACCUUGUCGCAAACGAUGAGAACAUCCACAAAUUCCUCACGUCUUCCCAUACCGUCAAAAGCCCUCUUGUUUCACCUCGCGCAGGUUGCCGAUUUUCACCUUAAUGCAACUUGUUCUUUCUCUGAUUACCUGACCCUUGAAAAACAGUGGAACCGAGCACAUCUCCAAUCUGUGCAAAGUCAGCCUGAUAUAUGGCAAGUCAAGCUCUUGAUGGUUGCCGCCACGGGGAAAUUGUUUCUCGAGAAAGGAGCCACCAACCUCGGUCCUCCUGGAAUCCAGGAGUUUUUCCAAUGCGUCCAGGCGUUCUCCGCGAUCGUUUGCAGGAUUCAAGAUCCAUCCACGACAAUAGAAACGCUUUGCCUGAUGGCAUUUUAUGCGCAGUCAGCAGAUCUGCAUACUGCAGCACAUCUCUACAUAGGACAAGCAGGUCGUCUAGCCCGCUCCUACGGCAUGGACAGAAGUGCAGAAGGAUCAAAACAUCAGAUACUGUGGUGGAAUAUAUGUGUCCUUGAUCAAAGGUUGGCGGCAAGCAUCAAUACGUGGCCCGACUUCCAUAUCCAUGAUGAGAACCUCCACUGGAUUGCGUCAGAUGAGACUCGUGGAGUAUCUCCUGACUUCAGAUUACGAGUCAAUCUCGCCAUUGCGCACAUCUUGACGGAAGUGAACAAGGUAACCUCGAAAUAUGAACGCACGAGUUCUAUGAGUCUGGCUUUUGUCACCGCAGUGUCCCAGCAACUGGCGGCUCUGACGAAGGUGGGAAGGUCAAUCCGAACCACAGAAUCUCUCUGUCAUGGUGAUUCACUUGCGACAAUAUCCAGGUCAGCAGCGACUUUGCAUCUCUUAUACUGCCACUGCAUCAUGAGAGCCUGCAUACCCUUUCUCCUACAUCGCUUAACACCGUCCAUCACGACUGGUCAAAUAGACGGCCACGCUUCGAUCAAUAAUGCUUAUGAGCCUGUAUUAGGGAUGAUGAAGGUUGGCGUCAAUGCUGCCACACUCAGCCUCAACAUAUUGUCAGCUCUGCGAGAACAGAGCUUGCUUGAAAUCUUUGCAUUUCUAGAUAACGAGGUUACUUUCUUAGCUGCCGUGCUGCUCGUCCUUGUCAACAUCAUUAGCCCGGGCACUACAGACACUUCUUUCAUUGAGGUGGCGAACGGUGUGUUACAAGAUAUGGCGUCCAGAGGGAACAUACCAGCCGAAGCACUCAAAGACACAUUGACGGAUAUUUGCGAGCUCGCGGCCGGCUAUUCUUCUACCCACAGAAACCGCUAUGGUCGUCUUCUUACUGUGGUCAAGGACGCGGAGACACUUAACAGGGCUAUUCUCAAUGUGAUAGACAUCCCACAGCCCGCAAUUGAACGGCCUGAAGAUAGCGCUGGUGAAAUUGUGCCACCUGUUGCAGAACUUCCCACCGCCAGUCAGAGCACCAUCCCAUCAGUACAGCUGGUACCAGCACCAGGUCGAAUGGAGCCUUCUGCCAGUUUCUGUAUCGACGACUUUGACGCAGUCGCGAACACUUUCGACUUCGACACGGUCGACCUUGACUGGCUGGACUUUGUAUGACAUUGGCAUUUGUUAUCAAUCUCAAGACCGUCACUUAUUGAAUAUGAGGUAUACGCGACGGAGAAAGUUCUAGAUAGGCUUUUAAUCCAUGGAUCAUGCCCAUGUUUACUCAUACCAU
Molecule: messenger RNA, 1880 nt
Organism: Exophiala viscosa
Lineage: Eukaryota; Fungi; Ascomycota; Eurotiomycetes; Chaetothyriales; Herpotrichiellaceae
Exons: 5
Coding region: 215-1762 (515 amino acids)
Biological process (GO): positive regulation of transcription by RNA polymerase II
Cellular component (GO): nucleus
Molecular function (GO): sequence-specific DNA binding
Source: RefSeq, a predicted model, not a curated record